Bacillus rossius redtenbacheri is the source of this 5284-nucleotide messenger RNA. Its product is annotated as gamma-aminobutyric acid receptor subunit beta-like. Gene Ontology annotation, cellular component: neuron projection; GABA-A receptor complex; plasma membrane. Gene Ontology annotation, biological process: chloride transmembrane transport; chemical synaptic transmission; nervous system process. The transcript is spliced from 8 exons. Lineage: Eukaryota; Metazoa; Arthropoda; Insecta; Phasmatodea; Bacillidae. Gene Ontology annotation, molecular function: neurotransmitter receptor activity; GABA-A receptor activity; extracellular ligand-gated monoatomic ion channel activity. The record is from RefSeq and is a predicted model, not a curated record. The coding region runs from base 190 to 1716 and encodes 508 amino acids.
GGCUAGUCUGGCCGGCCUGCAGCCAUCUGUCCGACGCGUGUUUCUUGCGGUCGAUGUGUUUUCGAGGCAGCGAUGUGAAGACACGGCGGUCGUGGCUGUGGCGAGAGCGCGGGAUAGGCGUCAUGUCCGCGUCCCAAGCGACGUGAGAUGUAGCCUAGCCGUGUUCAGGUCGCGCCGGUCUGCACCUCAAUGAUGGUGAUACACACUCACCAAGACAUCUCGUUAUGGUACCUUCUGGUCGCUUUCCUUGCGAGUUGGAGUGUUGUGGGGAGUGGGGCGCAGCAGAUGUCGCCGCAGCAGCUGUCGCCGCAGCAGCUGGAGCAGCAGAGCGAGCGGCUGGAGAACGCCACGCAGACCAUCUCGCGCAUCCUCGAGGGAUACGACAUACGCCUCAGGCCCAACUUCGGAGGUGACCCGCUGUACGUGGGCAUGGACCUCACCAUCGCCAGCUUCGACUCCAUCUCCGAGGUGAACAUGGACUACACCAUCACCAUGUACCUGAACCAGUACUGGAAGGACGAGCGGCUGUCCUUCAGCAGCGACGACCGCGUCCUGGCGCUGUCGGGGGACUUCGCCGAGAAGAUCUGGGUGCCCGACACCUUCUUCGCCAACGACAAGAACAGCUUCCUGCACGACGUGACGGAGCGCAACAAGCUGGUGCGGCUGCACGGCGACGGCAGCAUCACCUACGGCAUGCGCUUCACGACCACGCUGGCCUGCAUGAUGGACCUGCACUACUACCCGCUCGACUACCAGAACUGCACCGUGGAGAUCGAGAGCUACGGCUACACGGUCAUGGACGUGGUCAUGUACUGGAAGGACACCCCCGUGCGAGGCGUGGAGGAGGCCGAGCUGCCGCAGUUCACCAUCAUCGGCUACGAAGUGAACGACCGCAAGGAGAAGCUGGCGACGGGCAACUACCAGCGCCUGUCGCUGUCCUUCAAGCUGCAGCGCAACAUCGGCUACUUCGUGUUCCAGACCUACCUGCCGUCCAUCCUCAUCGUGAUGCUGUCGUGGGUGUCGUUCUGGAUCAACCACGAGGCCACCAGCGCGCGCGUCGCCCUCGGCAUCACGACGGUGCUGACCAUGACGACCAUCAGCACGGGCGUGCGAUCCUCGCUGCCGCGCAUCUCCUACGUCAAAGCCAUCGACAUCUACCUGGUGAUGUGCUUCGUGUUUGUGUUCGCCGCGCUGCUCGAGUACGCCGCCGUCAACUACACCUACUGGGGGGCGCGUGCCAAGAAGAAGACUAAGAAGACCAAGGAGGCGGAGGAGAAGCGUUCCAAGCCAGAGCUGACGUGUGUUCCAGCGACCGCACGGCCCGGCACGUCGGCGCAGCACGAGAUCAUCGAGCUGCAGGACCUGCGCAUGUCGCCCAUCCCGUCCAUACGCAACCGCCACGACGGCCGGAGCACGUCUGCGGAGACGCUGGACCCCGCGCGCUUCCCGCCCAGCUUCCGCAUGAGCCGCUCGCACAGCCACGCCGGCCUGCGCUUCCGGGGCCCGCGCGGCGCCGCGCCGCAUCACCGGCCGCGUGUCUUCACCGCCCUGCGGCGCGGCGCCUCGGCCCUGCGCGCCUCCAUCCCGCGCAUCAAGGACGUCAACCUGAUCGACAAGUACUCGCGCGUCAUCUUCCCCGUCUCGUUCAUGGUCUUCAACGCCGUCUACUGGAUAUUCUACUUCCUGCCCGCGUCGCACGACCCCAGGACCAAGUGAGCGAGGGGCCCGCCUGCUCUCUCCCGCAGAGCACUGAUGCAUUUAAAACGAACAUCCUGACUUGAUCCUAGAGAAAUAUUUUUUUUUAGAUACCACGUGGUUCACUUCGAUGUUUUGUGGUAAAAUGCUGCAAUGUGAAGAACAGAAAUAUUCUUUUCAUAGCUUUUAAUGAAACAGACACUACAUUAUUUUUUAAUAGACAUGUCAUGAAUGGUGUGCAAAACCCUGUUGCACUUGUGAGAGGAACAAUGCAGGGACUAUCUAUGUGUCUGUGCGUGUCCGUCACAACUAAACAAACAUCCACGCCAAGUGUUCGUCCCGGAGAAAUGUCUGUCACCACAUCCGAUGCUAUUCCUCAGAAUUAAACUAAGUACUUCUGGCUGGAGUUGGGAGUGGCAAGUUAUUUUGUGGUUUCACUGAAUAAGGUUAGGCAAUAACAAUUACGUAUACUCCCAUAAUCAGGUAUUAGAUGCUCACUCAAGUGCAAGCCAAGAGCUAUUGUUCACUUUCCCUAGCAUCACUAACCAUUACGAGUUGUGAUGUGUGUUGUGCAUCAGUAUGACUAAACCAUCUCUACGUCUGUGAGUUGCUAAUCCCUACCCGACAACUUCCAUUUCAGAAUUUCUUACGCUUUAUAAAUAAUCUUGAGACGUGGUUCAAAAUAGUUCUUUUAAUUUUACCACAAAAGAAUGCAAAUUAUGAAAAUGUGUCAUAGAUUAUGUCUACAAUAUCAAGUCAUGUGACAAUAUAAUUUUGUAGAUCAAUGUACCGAUGUAAACACAUCCUGAGAUUAGAUGUUAAGUCCAUCUGUUACAAAGAAUCCAACAUGUGCUCUACAAUUUCAUGUUUCAUUUACAUUAAAAUACACACAAACGUGACACACUGCAUUGCACAAACUUCUCAGCACUGCUUCCAGACACCCUCCUCAAUCAGUACAUAUUUGCAUUUGUAAGUCAACACUAUCAACCUCAAAAUACAGUUGAAGUAAACUAUGCAGCAGUUACACAGAACUCCAAAAAUAUUUAAAUAAACAUUACAAAAGCGCACGCAGCUACAUACUAUCUGCACACACUCCGUUCCAGUUUAGUUUUUGUCUUUUUUUACCAGUUUGUGGAAGUGUUUUGAACAACGUUUGUCCGUGUUCACCGAUUCGCUAGAGUAAGUUCAGAAUAAAGACAAACUAUAUUAAUAGCCAUAGCAGUUGCAAACAUAUCUUCAACAGCAUUAAUAUUUGUUUUUGCUUUCAUCAGAGUUUGAAGCUAGUAAAAUUUCACACAAAAGAUAGUUUCAAGAUUCUAGUCAUAUCUUUCAAAAAUAUGACUUUGCUACUAUCAAGUAAAAUUUUCAAAAAUGGUUUUAAGUUAAAUAGUCAAAGAUGAUGAGUUUAUAAAAUGGAAACAAGAUCUGGGUUUGCUAUUUUGUCUUGUUAUGGUUGUAGCCUUCCGACCAAUUUUAAGUGUGCACAACGGCUAAAGGAACAUGUCAACUCAAAGUGAGUUCUCAUGAAGUACGUAGUAGUUGUCCACGUGCAGCCUAGAGGUUCAACCACACACACACACACACACAUCGUCACUAGCUGGAACUAGAGUAGGGUCGACCCGGAGGCAACACGUUACAAACGCACUCCUGGUGAUGGGAUAGCUCGCUGUCCCGACCAUGCAGGGUGUUUCCGGAACAGCACAUGGCAUGGCACAGUUUCUGCAGCACGUGAAGGCGUGACUGGCGAGCGACCAACAUUCCGUGGUGAAAUUUGCUAGUCGAGGUUUUCGUUUGGACAUGGAAACAAAGUGUAAAUUGCUACGAGUGUUCUUUACCAUUUGUAUUGCACAAUGAAGAUUUUUUUUUCAUAAUGUUUUAUGGUAAAAUACUACCGUACAUUAAUGUGCCAACUGUUUUUUUCAAAAAAAAACUUUUAAGCUUAAAUACUUAUCGAAUUAAUAAUUUAAUUAAUGCUUUUUAUGUAAGCAAUUAUUUUUUGCAGUUCUGUUUAUUACAGCAUUGUGUUAGGUGACACAAUCAUCCCAAAGCCUUCAUUUUUUGCGGUAUGAUAAAUGAUAACUGAUACAUAAAAAUAAAUUAAAAAGUACUUUUUUUUCUAAAACCAAAUUAUGAAAAAUAUUGUUUUACAUGCCUGUCUACAGUUUGUAUAAUCUUAUGUUAAUGCAUUUAUUACCUAUUGUAAAUGGUAGAAUGGACGAAAAGCCACGCAGACCGUACUACCUACAUAUUUACGAGUUUUAAGUUCAGCGGGUGUAGUCAACUGCUUUAAAUGACAAGAGCUUCAAAAGGAACAUGAAACUUUAGAAUUAAUAGUCAAGAUAACUUCUUCAGAUUUGGAUCAAAUACUGUGUAGUUUGGAAACAUGUGCAAAAUGAAAUUAAUUUUAUAAAAAGUGCUAUAACUUAGUUUUACUACUAAAUUUUGCUAGGUUGAUAUAGGCUGUUGCGAAAAAAUUCUUAGGUAGGCAGACAUGAAAAUUGUUUUAUUGUUAUUAUGAAAAAAUAUAUUUCUUGGUUCAAUACUGCUUCAAAUUUUGUUAAUACAUAAUAGUUCCAAGAAGUUUUGUACAGAGUUAACUAGAAGAACAAUGCAAAAUGUUUAAGUCAAAUUACAAAUAUUGUUUUUACUCCAACAAAGGCCACGUUACGCAUGACAAAGUCGCGAGCCGGCCUGGGCAGUUGGAGGAUGUGCCUGACGCUUGUCCAGUCGUCCAGCUCUGCAGCCCUUGCUGAAGGGGCAGGUCGUGGAUCGACCGGCCCGAGACAUCGACACGAUCAACCAGAGGGAGGGUACGCCUUUCCCCUAACGUUCCAACGGACGAUGGACCGUGGGGCAGUGCCCUCGAAGAGGUAGCCAUCAUGUCAAAGAACACUUAAGAGCUCCAAGACUAGAGGCCUGGUUAUGAACUAUGCAAGAUGUUCAACAACCACAUUUUUGAACAUCGGUUUAUAAACUAAUCAAGGAGCAAUAACGCAGUGCAAUUAUUGUUCAACUCCCUUUAUUUUAUUACAUUUUGGCUUGCGUUUUCGACGGCCAUAUUCGAAGAUAUGUGUCCCUAAAACUUUUAAAGACAUAGACAUUAUAUGGAUAGAAAUCCUGUGUUAUUUUUAUUACAUAAAUCAUGUUUAAACAUAUUGAACUUUCAAAUAGUGAAAGAUAAUAACACUCUCAGACCAAAUAAUUGUAAAUUUCUUUUGUUUUCAUUAUAAACAUGGAUUGUUAAGAGAAGCCCGGGGUAGAAAUAUGUUUUCUGAUGGGGUACAGUUAAGUUAUAAACAUUGAGGUGACUUGCUUGUUGCAUCGUUGCAAUACUUGCGUAGUUUAUAAACUCAGCCUUACUGUGGCAUGGCAGUGCUCUCAAAUACAGUCACGAAAAUACACUUAUUUACACAAACACUUGGCGAACAGUUGGCCAGCGUGGGGCCGCCGCUCCGCCACACGUGUGGAUGGCUUGCGGACGAGCAACAAGCAACACCACCGAGCGACGACUAGGAACGAGUCUGCUCUGUCACAUGACCUAGGGUCAACUGCAGCCAUUGCUCCAGGGGCUGCAUUUCCAUGACCGCAG